GUCUGAGCUGUCAAACUGGUAAUGCAAUUGGUAUGGAAUGACGUUUACGUCACCAAAAAACAGAAAGUAAAUAAAAAUGUGUGUUGAUUUAGUUUAGCCCAAUUGAAAGCUGAAUUUUUUAGUGAUAUAUUGCGAGUUUUGAACUAUGGGAAAUGAUCAGUCGCAUAUAAAAGGACUGGAAGUUGAUAAGAAAGCCAUCGAUUCGACGGAAUUUUGGUCGAUUUACAAUGGAGAAUUGAAGAAUGAAAAUAUCCCAACCACACUGAUAACUAUAUUUCAAGGUGAACAAGUUGUUAAAGGGCAACUAUGGUCAAGUAAAAGCCCAUUGGAACGAGCCACACGGAAUUUCAUGCUCUAUCGUCAUCCAUCGAUUCUGCGAUUCAUCACAUCAUGGGAAAAGGGCUCCGUACAUUACUUGGCGACAGAACGAUGCAAAACCUUGUCGAUGGUGUUGGCAACGCAGAACGAUACACAAAUAUGCCUAGGGCUACGGAAUAUAUUGUGUGCGUUGAUAUUCUUGGUUGAGAAGGCGAAUAUGUGCCAUUUAAACGUUUGUACGUCAUCAGUUUACGUGAAUUCGAGUGGAUCAUGGCGAUUGGGUGGCUUCGAACACUUGUGGUCAAAGAAAGAGGUCAAUCAAACUCUGUUGGAACGAUCUCAGACGUAUCGAUACACAAAUGCACUGGACAAGGAUGAGACCAAACGUGAUUCAAUCCAUGGCAUUGAAUCGUUUGCAUUUGGCGUACUAUGUGAGGAGAUUUUAAGCAACCGGAAAAAUAGCUCAACUAUACCCCAUGUGGCCGAAUUUCGAAAGUACUGUGUUGAAUACUUGAGAAAUUCAAACGCAAAAAAUCGUCCAAGUCUGUCAGCCGUUUUACAACAUUCCUAUUUCAACCAAGACUUUGUACUGAUACAUUCAUUUUUAUCGGAACUGCCAUUGAAAAAUCAAAUUGAGAAGCAAACAUUCUUCACAGGCUUAGUAGAUCGACUGCGUGAAUUCGACGAAACGGUCAUUGGCACCGAACUCAUUGAAUUGAUUCUGUCGCGCAUGGUCUUACUGGAUGAAACUGCCAAAUUAUGCGUCUUACCAUUCGUAAUGCAGCCACGCAAUGAUUGCGAAUCCAAUUCAGCUUCAAUCACACCAAUCUUUUCAUCAGAAACAUUCACCAAAUUUGUUGCACCCAAGAUAAAGCAGUUGUUUUUAGUUCGUGACGUCCAAAUUCGUUUAGUGCUAUUAGAGUAUUUUGCGGCAUACAUGGAUUAUUUUGAAUCAAAAGAAGAUUUGACCAAACAAGUAUUGCCUCAGCUAUUGCUUGGCAUCAAAGAUACAAAUGACCAAUUGGUCGCAGCGACCCUACGAUGUUUAGCCGAUUUAGUUCCAAUUUUGGGUUCAUCAGUGGUCAUUGGAAGUAAUCGAUGCCGCAUUUUUGCUGAUGGCAAACCGUAUGGAGUUUUAGAGAAAAUGGACUUGGCACCUUCAGUUAAAUGGGCUGAGGUGCGUUCGAUAACACCUGUAAUGAAUGGUGCUGGAAUUGGUGCUGAUAUUGUCUCCAGUAGUCCUCUAUUGGUGUCUAGUAGUCCUCUGGCAACGGACACAGGCGGUGAUGUUAGUGACAGUUUUGUUUCGAUAGUGAAUUCGACAAAUGUAAAUGGCAAUGAAAAGGAUUUAAUGCCAGAACGACUGUCACCAGACGGAGCCGCCGUGGGAGAAGAUCUUCAAUUGAACAAUGAACAGGCGGAUCUCGAUGAAGAUGGAUGGAGCGACUGGGAAACCGAUCAACAAUCCAACGAAAUUCAAACCGAUGCAAAAGUUUUUGAUGACAAUGAAAACAUAAAUGAGAGUUCAACGAUCGUCACACCAAGCUACCAAAGAAACAUAUCAGUCAGCAGUUCAAACAGCACGGCAACCAAUCAGAAUAACGAAAGUUUCAUUAAAGACGUAAAAGAUAUCGAAAUUAAACCAAUUAACACACAUUUAAAUGAUGAGAUUGAUGAUUUUUUCAAAGAAAUGGAACCAGUUAUAGCGAUGCCCAGUUUGACAUUAGCACUAUUAAAUAACCUCACCACUACGGGUAAACCGUCACCCGGCGAAACAAAGAAACACGAUAUCGAAACCGAUGCAAAGAUUGAUCAAAAUCGAUUUGCUGUCACUGCUAGCCUAGAUGAUGAUACAUUCGACGAUGCCGCUUGGGGCAACGAAGCAAGUGAUUGGGAUAAUUAAAAUAAUUGUUUUUUAUUUGCUUUUUCUGUUUGUAUGUAAAUAAUUGAUAGACAAUUGAUCAUUUGACACUAAGAUUGAUUGCAAUGUAUUUUUGAAACGCAAAAAAAAUGAGAUUCUCUAAUAAACCAACGAUUACAAAUUGAAGGCAUAAUAAA
Sitodiplosis mosellana (orange wheat blossom midge) is the source of this 2376-nucleotide messenger RNA. RefSeq names its product protein-associating with the carboxyl-terminal domain of ezrin. Lineage: Eukaryota; Metazoa; Arthropoda; Insecta; Diptera; Cecidomyiidae. The coding region runs from base 146 to 2221 and encodes 691 amino acids. The record is from RefSeq and is a predicted model, not a curated record. The transcript has a single exon.